AUGCGUGGACUCAAUCCAAUCUAUGACACAUUAAAAAAAGUGCAUACGAAAGAGGACAUUUGUCCUAACCAUUCUCAACAGGUUUUCUUUCCUAGACCAAACUCUCAACCGCUUGGACUACCUGCCAACUUCACCUCCUUGUCUCAUCUUCUCUUCUCUUCCUUUUUUGUUUCUCAAUUCUUGAAAGUGAGCGAUAAUCAUCAUGGUGGAGUGAUUCUUGUGUUGGCAAGAGUAGUCUUCUUCUCAGCUUCAUCUCCAACUCUAACUCCAUCAAUGACCUCUCCCCCACCAUUGAUCAUGGUUAGGACCAGAGGAUUAGGUCGUGCCUUAGGUCACGUUACUGGCAGAGGAGAUCGUGAUGAUUCCGAUGAUGCUCCACAACGUCAACGACAUACCGCAUCCGCACGGAGGCAGCGAGUACCUGUGACUACGGCGCACGAUGAGCCAGUGCUCCCUACGCCAGAUGUAGAGGCUGACGUAGUUCCGGAUGACCCGAUGGCACCAGCUGAUGUAGAGGACACUGGGACAGACAUUCCUGCAGACAUAGGCACCCAGGCUGCUGAGGAUGAACAUGAGGGAUUUUCGGGGGGUCCGAGCGACCCAUCCGUGCUGACCCAGUAUGCGGAUCAUGUUGCUUGCGGUGUAUGGACGAGAGAGGAGCGUCCUGAGUUGAAGUUAUCCUCUCAUGGGAGGAAGGUCCAUAGUUUAGGCAGGUCUGUCUCUGCCAUUGAGGGACUAGUUGCUGGGACAGGACUAAGUCCUCUGAUCGCGUGUUCAGUAGACACUGGCGAUCGGGGACUUUUGUCCUCGUUUUUCGAGCGGUGGCAUUGGGAGACAUCUAGUUUCCAUCUCUCUGUGGGAGAGGUGACGAUCACGCUAGAUGACGUCUCCUCACUUCUGCAUCUGCCCGUGGUUGGCAACUUGCACAUCUUUCAGCCCUUGCACGUGGAUGAUGCGGUUCUGAUGCUGGUGGACUUAUUGAUGGUCUCUACAGAGGCUGCCAGGGUUGAGACAGGGCAGUUUCGUGGAUCGUAUGUACACCUGCAAUGGUCAGUCCGGGAGGUACGAUUGGGGGUGCAUAUGUACGACCAGCUGAACGAUGCUUCUAUCAGCAGUAGUCGACAACUUGGCGGUUACAUAACACUGCUGCAGUGCUGGAUAUAUGAGCACUUUCCCUUAGUCGCGGAGUCCACUACUUAUCAAGACUACGACGAGGAUUCACCGCGUGCCUGUAGGUGGAUUGCGACGAAGAAGACCGUGAAGAGCAUACAUACAUCGACGUACAGGGAGCGCCUGGACCGACUCCAGAUUCCAGAUGUCUAUUGGAUCCCAUAUGGGAAACACCGACCGGUUCGGGACUUCCAUAUGAUUUCAUGCUAUUCCGGUCUCCUGCACUGGGGGCCUAUUGCUGUGUAUUACUGA
This is a messenger RNA of Glycine soja, 1422 nucleotides long. RefSeq lists its product as uncharacterized. Gene Ontology annotation, biological process: meristem maintenance; meristem development. Bases 1 to 1422 code for a protein of 473 amino acids. The record is from RefSeq and is a predicted model, not a curated record. Lineage: Eukaryota; Viridiplantae; Streptophyta; Magnoliopsida; Fabales; Fabaceae. The transcript is spliced from 6 exons.